This is a messenger RNA of Gopherus evgoodei (Goodes thornscrub tortoise), 10422 nucleotides long. It is a transcript of the gene DENND1B, whose product is annotated as DENN domain containing 1B. The coding region runs from base 129 to 2510 and encodes 793 amino acids. The record is from RefSeq and is a predicted model, not a curated record. The transcript has 23 exons. Gene Ontology annotation, molecular function: guanyl-nucleotide exchange factor activity; phosphatidylinositol phosphate binding. Gene Ontology annotation, cellular component: cytosol; nuclear speck; intracellular membrane-bounded organelle. Gene Ontology annotation, biological process: endocytosis; endocytic recycling. NCBI's taxonomy places the organism in Eukaryota, Metazoa, Chordata, Testudines, Testudinidae.
GCCACCGCCAGCAGCCGCUGUAACCUCCCCGUUCCCCGGGGCCGGCGCGUCCCUCCUUCCCCUGCUGGCCGGGCGAGGUGUUUCCCCGCGGGGGCGCGGACCGGCCGCCCGGGGCCCGAGAUGUGACCAUGGACAGCAGGAUCAAGCAAAAUCCAGAAACUACAUUUGAUUUGGUACUCAAGGUAAAAUGCCAGGCUUCUGAAAAUGAAGAUCCGGUGGUACUGUGGAAGUUCCCGGAGGACUUCGGAGACCAGGAGAUGCUGCAGAGUGUGCCGAAGUUCUGCUUUCCCUUUGAUGUUGAAAGGGUGUCACAAAAUCAAGUAGGACAGCACUUUACCUUUGUGCUUACAGACAUUGAAAGCAAACAAAAGUUUGGAUUUUGCCGGUUAACAUCAGGAGGCAAAGUCUGCCUCUGUAUUGUAAGUUACCUGCCAUGGUUUGAGGUAUACUACAAAUUGUUAAAUACUCUGGCAGAUUAUUUGGCUAAAGAACAGGAAAAUGACUUGAAUGAUAUGUUAAAAUCACUGUAUAGCCACCCUGUGCCAAAGGCAAACACUCCUGUCAGUUUAAACGUGAAUCAAGAGAUGUUUUUUGCAAGUGAGCAAGUUCUGAAAAAUCAGCCGUACCUAGUAUCGCAUUCGUACUUCAUUACUCCUGAUCUAACUGGAUUGCCAACAAUCCCAGAAAGUAGAAAUCUUACAGAAUAUUUUGUUGCUGUGGAUGUGAACAACAUGAUGCAACUUUAUGCCAGUAUGUUGCAUGAGAGACGAAUCAUUAUUAUCUCUAGCAAACUAAGCACUUUAACUGCUUGUGUUCAUGGGUCAGCUGCAUUGUUAUAUCCAAUGUAUUGGCAACACAUAUACAUCCCAGUGCUUCCUCCACACCUUCUGGACUACUGCUGUGCACCGAUGCCCUAUCUAAUUGGAGUUCACUUAAGCUUAAUUGAAAGAGUAAAAAAUAGAUCACUGGAGGAUGUGGUUAUGCUAAAUGUUGACACAAACACUCUAGAAAACCCAUUUAAUGACCUGAACAACCUACCUAGUGAAGUGGUCUCAGCCUUGAAAAAUAAACUGAAGAAGCAGUCUACAGCUACGGGCGAUGGAGUAGCUAGGGCCUUCCUUAGGACACAGGCAGCAUUGUUUGGAUCCUACAGAGAUGCACUAAGAUACAAACCUGGAGAGCCUAUUACUUUCUGUGAGGACAGUUUUGUGAAGCAUCGUUCCAGUGCUACCAAACAGUUCCUGGAAACUGCAGUGAAUCUUCAGCUUUUUAAACAGUUUAUUGAUGGUCGACUAGCAAAGCUAAAUGCAGGAAGAGGGUUCUCAGAUGCUUUUGAAGAAGAGAUCACUUCUGGAGGCUUCUGUGGAGGAAAUUCAAAAUCUUACCAGCAGUGGGUGCAUACAGUAAAGAAAGGAGGUGCACUAAUCAACACAGCCAUGACCAAAGCCAGCCCUGCUGUGAAGACAGCAUACAAAUUUGCAAAAAGUCAUGCAAAGCAGGGAAUAAAAGAAGUGAGGAGUAAGUUAAAACACAAGGAGAGUGAUGAAGAAUAUGGAACUUGUAGCUCUGGUGUACUACAGUGUGCACCAGUGUACACAUUACACAAUCAGAAAAGAGGAAAUUCAGAAAAACGAAGACUUGCCCAGACACGUUUCAACCAACAUCUUCCCAAUGUCAGCAAUCAUGAUUCUGCCCUGGAUGACGAUGAUGAUGAUGAAAUGGACAGAACAAGCAAGUUAUCGUCUGAAGACAGCGAGGAAGCUUCCACUUAUUUUUAUGAUAGUGACGAUUCUGGUGAAACAGGAGUAAAGUCUUAUCACACAGGCGAAAUGGACUUGCUGGGAGAGAUUUUGGACACGCUGAGCACACACAGUUCAGAUCAAGGAAAACUCUCAGGAGCAAAGAGCCUCGAUUUCUUUAGAUCAAUGGAUGAUAUUGAUUAUAAGGCUAUGAACAAGUCUAGUGCACCUAGUGAGAGCAACCUCGCUCUGCUCUGUAGUGGUACUAAUGAUCCAGUGGAGUGGAAUCUUGGUCAGGAUGAUAGUGUUCUCCAUGGGAAACAGCUCCCUCCAUCGCCAAGGAAGCAAGUUGAUUUUAGUGACCAGAUGGAAUCUGUCUCUGUGCUGCAGGAGGAAAAUAGUGACAAAAUCCUUAGUGCUGACCAUGUGGAUUUCCCUAAAGAUUUUGUAAAGUCAUCUUCUCCAACACGAUCAGUUGUACAACUCGCUUCUCUGGAAUUUUCCCAAGCAGAUGACUCCUUCCAUAGGAAGAUAAAACCGAAUGAAACACUAAGCAAUAUCUCAGAGGAUCAGCUCCCAGUGAACCUCUGUCAACAUCCAUCCAUUCUAAUUCCUUGGCAAAAAGAAGGGGAUGAAGGAAAGGAAACCCUAGAAGAAAGCGGGCUUCUUCGUGAAGUUGUGUCAUUAUGUAAAAUGACCUCUGCUUUCCACCACAGUUUAAACAUUUCAGAGGAUCAUUACUCCAGUAAUAGCAGUGGAAAUAAAGCAUAAGGGAACUUUGAGAAGAGAAACUACUUCCAUGAGAGGUUAGAGAGAGAUUACUCAGGAGUCCACGUAAUACAUGAUAACCAAAAGAUCACAAAGGAAUAAUUACUUUUACAUUUUAAAAUACUUCUGUUUGUUUAGUACAUGGAUUUAGACAUCUGCUUAUAUGUUUCUCAGUUAAUUCAUUGGCUGCGUUUAAGUCCACAAGAUGGAACUAAAUAUACUAAUGCACUCUUAAAUCAGGUACUAGUUUGUAUGUAUGUGAAAUAUACAACUGGUGCAUGGUGCUUACUAAUGUUCCUUUGUGCAUAUAUCCAGAUACCGAAGGUACUGUAUUAACCCUGUUGGGCAUGAAAUGAACAAAACAGUUUAAAUUUUCCAGAAAAUUACAAAUAUCGAUGUUUGUAAUGAUUUAAUUGCCUUAAUCAUUUGGGAAAAGGUUUAAAUAUCUUACAAGAUGACUUGCAAACAUUCAGAAGAGCAAUAAUGAUUUUCCGUGGCAGGUAUCUGCUUGAGCAAAGGGGAAAAAGACCUUUUCUAAACUAAAAGAUCUCUUGUCAAUAAUAGGGACCUUGUUAUAAACAGAAACUGUGGCCAUGUCUUCCAGACCUUGAAAAGAUGGUGCAUUCUUUUCUCUUAUGAAGUGCUGAAUUAUAAUGUGAAGUUACUUAACUUCUGUUUACAACUAAGGCACUUUAAAGACAUAUUAUCCAGUGUCUCAAUGUAGAUGUUUUCAUCUAUGAAUUUUCAGAAAGGAAAGUGUAAGUGAAAUUGAUAGAUUUUAUUGCUGUUUUUUAAAUUUCUACAAUUUAAUAAUUCUGUACUAAAAUUAAUUUGUGCCACUGCUGACCAUGACCAUUUGAUUUUUACAAGCCCCCUUUAAAAGAAACAUUAAAUUAUUGCUUUUCUUCUUAGGAGUUUUGUUUAGUUGAGCUGUGCAGUAUUUUAAAGAGCAGUGAAUGAAGAUUACUUAUAACACUAGACAUCAAAUUGGUUCAGCUAUUAAGAAUGCAAAUUACAAGGAAGGGAAUUAAAUGGAUGCUGCAUGUACUGUAUUUAGGCAUGAAUGUUUAUCCCCCUUCGAGCAUGUAGCAUUCCUAAAGGAUAUUUCUACAUUUAAAAUUCAAAUAGUAGAUUCCUCCCUGAGUGGAGCACAUCUCUUCAUUGUCCUUGUCCACCCGUCUUUGUCCCCUGCCCUCUGUGGAUCAGAAUGAGUACUUUCUGGGGUGAACUUUCUGGGGUACUUUCUGGGGUACUUUCUAGGCCUAAAAUGGCAACUUUGAAUACUGUCUAUUGGCGUGUGUAACACAAAGCAAGGAGUAACAGGAUUUGGCAUUGCGAGGAAUGCUCUCCCACUCUUCCUCACCAACAGCAGGAAUCUUCUUCUGUGGCAAGGACGGCUUAGUGGUAUCUUCAGCACAGACCAGGGAGAGCAAGUUGAAGAAGUUAGGGGUUAGGGGCAGAUUGGGCUGCAGUACUUUGGUAGUGGAUCACUGCACAGGUUAACACCAGUUGUCAUGUUUGGGUUUACAAAGAAAGUUUCCUCUUGGCUAAUGCAAUUUGGCUUUUCUUUUCCUGUUUUAUCACCAUGAGCAUCAGGCAAUUGGUUAUGUCAGGUGGCUCAAGGGAAUUGGUGUGUGAUCCCUUUGGGGAGGUUGCGGGGCGGUGGCUGUUUGAUGCUCUGCCCAUGAGAUCUAGUGUCUAAUACUAUCUUGUCAUUUCACAUGACUUUGUUGGCAACAUCCCUGGCAUUGUAAAAGAAGGUCUUGUAUCCCAAACUACAGACUCUGGAUGGGAGAAAAGGAGCAGGGAGGCAGAUUUUAGCAACACCACUGGUGAGGAUGGGCCGCAUGACUGGGUAAUGGUAUGAGGCCCCUCCACCAAAGUGCCCCGUUUUACGUACAAAGGAAAAGGUCAGGACUCACAAUUCAUAAUAUAAUGUCCUUGGGUGAUUAGAACAUGAAAGUUUUUAUAGAUGUGUUCAGUGUAUAUUUCUAAAGAGGACCUCAGCAGCUUAUUGGUGCUGAGGAUGAUUGUACGAUUUGCAUCUUGAUCUGUCUUAGGGUUUUCUGUAGUACAUAUCACCAUAGUCCCUGAGAUGGUGGGAGUCUUUAUUUGUGUUAUCCCAAAAAGUGGCACUUGGCAAAGCUGUGUUUGAGUUACCGAGGACCAAAAUCAUUAACCCAUAAACUAUUAAACAUUUUAGCUGGGUUUUCAGAUAUCAAGAAAUAGGAAGUGUCAGGUCUGAACAGUGUUUAAAUGGGGGAGCUCGAAGGAAAACACAGGAUGUUGCAGGAGGUGGUACAGGGAAUCGGGAAGUGGCAUUUGUAUUUGAUGGUCCUGAAUCAGUACCCAAGUGGGUUAUGCAGUGCUGUUAGGGGCAUUUAGGAUAAGACAGGAAAAAGAAAAGUCCUACCAAUCUCUUAGCACUUCUCGUUUGAUUGCUACUCUGAUAACACUAGAAAAAUGAAAUGUUCAGUUGCAUUCUUAUUUGUGUAACUGCAUUUUGCUAACCUUAAUUCCCAGAUUCAACUGAGUACAGUAUUCUUUUCCUAUUGUGUGGUGUUCCUGUGUACAGUCCCACCCUUGAGAAGGCAGCUUUCCUUUAUAGGUUUAACAGGGUUGCCACUCUCUGGUAGUGUGCCUUCUUGCAUAUAGGUCAGAGAAAGUCGCUCUUGCUGCAUUGGGUGCCCCCUUGCCACUCAUUGCUUGCUCUGCAAUAGCCCUUCUUCAAAUAACUUGCCCCUCUGGCUAGGUUACCAUUUAGUCCACCCCUCCUGGUGGGCUUACAAAGUCCAACAGGACAACUGCCCAGAUGCCACUGCCAGACACAUUCAGCCCUCCUCGGGCUCUGUGCCACUAUACCAGUGGCAGGCAGGGGAAUGCGGAGCCACCUGUUAUAUCAGGUUCCAGCUUAGCGACCUUAUAAUGAGCAAUCCAGGUCCUCAUUCCCAUUCCCUGGCACUGUUUCCCCAGUCUCCUUCCUACCAAGCCUCCGUAUCUUCUCUUUCCUGGUUCUCAGUUUACUACUGGAGCCUACUGUACUCCCCAUGGCUACUUCACCCCUCCUAGCCUCUUGCCAGACUCCUUACACCAGGAAAGGAUCCCAGAGCUUACUCUCGCCUUGGAAUUCCUCCUAGCUCCAGGAGGCCUCCCUCCUCCCAGGGGAGCAACUGCAGAUUCCUUUACCUGCAAGCUGCCUGCUGCUUUCAGCCUCUUGGUUUUUUAGUGCUGGUCCAGUCCUCCCCCAAGCUGGGCUUCCCUCUCAAUUAACCCUGACCCUCCUCUCAGGUGAUGUCAGGUGACCUAAUUAGUGCCUCAGGCCCUUAUUCACCCUAUCAGGGCUGGUGUGGGGUGCACACCAUAUCACAAUAAAUGAAGUGAAUUCUUGGGUAGGGCUAGGAGGAAUCAGAAUGAGAUAUUGUGAAAAGACAUUAGGAAUCUACUGGGAUAAUAGGCACUAUGUACAUUUGUAAGAUGUUAUAUUAAAUGCUUUUAUAUCUUAGAGACUUUUCAGUUUCUGUCUUGGAGGAAAAAAUAAGGUUAUCAGAAAUUCCAAUCAUGUUUACUUUUAAAUCUAUAAAAGCAUCUUUCAGGAAUGCAGCAUGAGAUUUAAGGAUGGGGUUUUCAAAAACAUCUAAUGGACCAUCUUUCACUGACUUUUGAUAGGAGUUGGGCACCUGACUCCCUUAGGCACUUCACUGGAGGAUAAUUUGUAGGCCAUACCAGGUUGCUAAUGUCCCUUUAAUGAUUAUUAGGAGUAAAGCACUGAAAAAAAUGAUUUGGGAUUUGUACAACAUUGAUGCCUUGAGAGGUUAUUGUUUUAUAAGUAAUAUUCACAUCUCUGAUAAGUGAAAUUGAAGAAGUAGAAAGUUAAUAGAUGACUCUUAAAAUUCAAAUUUUGAAUUAUUUUUUAUUGCAAUAGCCGUGAAUGUGUUAGGGUUGCCACACUAAUGUCAAAUCCUUCCCAUAUCGCUGAUAUGAUUCGUAGAAUGUUUACAGUAUUUUGACUAUUGUGUCUUCCUUCUUUUUGAACCUACAUACCUUAACAUAUAGCCUCGUUGUCUAUGUCUGAUUAAUUUAAAUUUAGCCACAUUUUUAGAUUCUUUACCACUUGACAUCAAAUGUCUUUUUGAAAUGCUAAUAUUGGUGCCUUAUUUAAACAUACAAAAUUACCAGGCAUCUUCCAUGUUAACAACAAAAAACCAGUUAACCGUGCCAAAUUUAUCAAAUAGAGUAGCAACUCUGCUAUAUCCAGCCAACACAGCUCUACUCUGUUCUUAGUGCAGUAUCAGUCUGUCUGUAGGCCACGUCUACAAUAUUUUGAUUAUCACAGAGAGUCCCAUGAUAAGAAAAAUUGUCCAUGUCAAGGAUUUUACAAGUUUUCAACUAUUCUCAUCUGUGUGAAUUCUCCUAAUGCCUUCUAAAGCAUCAGCGUUAAUCUCCAUCUACUGGUGAGAGCUGAACUCAGUUCAGUGAAAAAGCUGCUCAGGACUCCAGUAGAGGCACCUGUUUUUUAGCUGAAUCAGUAUCUUUAUGAGCAUCCCAUUUUCCCCCCAUGAGGGAAAUAAGAGACUUUUUUGAUUUAACAUUGCACUCUCUUAUCCAUACUUAGGGACAAAGUCCUGACCUAGUCAGUUACACUGGGACUUGGAUUUCAGGUCUUCAGUUCAAUGAGCAGAGGGUUCAUCCCUCAGAACCUGUGGAUCUUAUUGGGUAUUCUGGAGUCCUGGGCCUUGUCUCAUUCCAACUGUUUUGCAGUGUGACUCCAAUGAAGCCUUUUCAUCAGAUCCCACACAGGGGGGAAGCAUGAUCUGUGGCCCCCAUUAUAGCCUUCUCAUCUCUCCAUGUGUAGAUCCCCAAUACGGUGAAAAUCCUUUGCAGAAGUCCAGGGGUGGACAGAACCAUGGAUGCCAAUCCCUGCCCUCCCUGUAUGCAUACAGAAAGAGAUCUGUACAGGAGAUGACUGAGGACAGUCUGUCAGUCACCGUGCCAUGUAUUGGGGUAUUGUCACUUCAAAAAUAGGCUUCUUUUGAAGGAAGAGUGGAGUUCGAGAAGCUGAGAAAUAAUUGUCCUGACUGAAACCUUCACAGUCACGUAGCAUUUCUGAGAGUGAUAUUGCUGAUUGGCUAAAGGUGGGAUUUUCACAAAGUCUCAGCAUUAGCUAGACUCUGCUUUCAGGGAAGUCAGUGGGCAUUUUAACAUUGACUUCAGUGGGAGCAGACUUAGACAAACACUGAGCAACUUUGAAAUCCUGCCUAACUGUUAAAUUUUUUAGAUUUCAAAAUUUGGGUUUGUAUGUCUUUCAGGCUGUAGAAUGAGUUUUUCCUAACCCCGUGUUAUUGUUAAUUAUAUAUUUCUAGGCAAAGAAAUUUUAAACCAGUUAAAUAGCCUCUAAUUUUCCAUCCACAAUUAAUUGUGGGUUCAGUUCUACAGAACAAUCAGUUGUGCAACCCUCAAAUCAUAUUGGUAAAUGUCUAUAAUCUGUUUUAUGUGCAUGUAAUUGAUUGAGGGAACAAAACUUCAUGCAGGGAAACUAGAUUCUAGGUUGAGAUCCUUUUGAAAAUGUGACCCUUUGUGUAAUAAAACUUACAUUAGUAGCCCAUUCAGGAGCAAAGAGCCUCCACAACUGCUGAUCCAUGGAAGCUUUGCCCUCCAUCCUCCCUGUCAAUACUGUUGCAAGGAUUGUGGCUGUUCCGAGGGGUUUACAUAGGGGUUUCUGUCUUAGCAGAUGCUUAUUGUCACAUAGGGCACCAUGGGCUGACUGCCCAAAAGGAAUUAGGUGGCUAAGUCUCUAGUUUUGGGAUCACUGCUAUGCCCAAAAUUCCCACUGAAACCCUGAAGGCACCUAAACCCACUGGACUCCCUAGAAGCCCACAUUUCUGCCUCUGAGCACACACAGUGCUUCCUCCCCUUGGGCAACUGGACACCUAUUUCCUGUGUAAGCCCCAGAAUGAUGCACAAACCAGGAGAAAACAAGCUUUCAGUGUUGACCUUGCCUGAGGGGUAUAAUCCAGUAGGCAUGCUCAAGGGCUGCCCACUGAAUCAGGCCCCCAUAGAUGAGUUUAUACAGAACAGUCAGAGGAAGCAGAGGAAAAGGACCUCUCUUGUAUCUUUUAGCACAGUGGUUAGGGUACUGCCCAGGGAGGUGGGAGAAGGGGUUUGAACAGGGAUCUGCCACCUGUCAGGUGAACGCUUUAAUCAUGUGCCUGUGGGAUUUCAGCGGGCCUGGGGGUUUCAACCAGAAUAAUUUGGUGAAGUUAUGCAAAUUUAUUAAACGUUUUGGUGUCGCUGAAUCUGCAUUUUUCACCAAAACAAGUUUAGGUUGAAAACUUUUGCCCAGCUGUAGUUGAGAUGAAAAGUUCAAAGUAUGAACUAUAGCCCAGGUUUUACUAUAGUGAAAUGUGCUCAACAGAAGCUAGUUUGUAUAUUACUUAGGUCACUUUUAAAAGGAUUCACAUUUAAAAUCCACUAACAGUAUUAGCCCUGGAACAAUAGAAGUGGAAUUCAAGUAAAUUGACAUUUGAUUCUGAUUGUUUGUUUAAAAUGCUGUUAUGUUUCUGUUAAAGUAAGGGAGCUACUUGGAUGUGGAGAGACACGUAUUGACUUUCAAAAAAUUACUGGAUUUUGUGCAAUAUUUUUCCUUUUCUUUUUUUUGAAGUAAUUUAGUUCCAGCAAAUAUGCACAUCUGCUUUUCAAGCAGAUCCUUGAGAUCAUAUUUUUGGAACUGUAUAAAAUUACAUGUAGCAUUUUAAUAUGGUUGUAUGAUAAAAAUAUAACAGUAUGUUGUCACCUGGCAAAUAUGCAUCUCCAAAUGUGACUGGAAAUGAUUGUGUUUUGUACUAUAGUAAUAGACAUGGUUUCAGCAGUGAUUAAUAAACAAGUCAGCAAAAGUAAUAAUGUCUGUCUUCUACUCACAGUAUGUUACAAGAACAUAGUGGGAGUAAUUUCUGUUUAGACAUUUAGAACUUCUGAUGCUUAGUUUAUCACUUGAUUUUUUUUAACAAGUUAAGCAUCUAUUCUCAAUUUAAUCAAUACAAUCAAUGCUAGAUAAUACUUUAUGGUGGUUACUGUAUGUAUAUCCAGAUUCUAGUUUGUGACAGCCUUAUUUGUGAUAAAUCAUUGCUUAAAUCAAUUGUUGCCAGUACCUUUUAAUUUUUUGUAAAUUAAAUUAUAUAUUGAUGUACAUUUUGCUUUAACCUUCAAACUUCUGUCGAGAACUGGUUUAAAUUAAUUUACUUGAAUGGGGUGAUAAAGCACUGUGGAAUAGUUAGUUUUGGAUGCAACACACAAACAAGCAUAUAUUGUGUUAAUUCACCAUUAUGGUAGGAGAAGAUAAGUAAAAAUGUUUCAUUUGUUCAAGGAAAUAACUGUUUCUUUAGAUCUGUGUCUGAAAGAGAGAAGGAAAAAGCAUCAGCAUUGAACAGAGAGUAAUAACCUAUCUUGACAUUAUUCCUAACUUUUUUCAGAGCUUUUUUUAGCCAUCUUCGGAAAAAGUCUUUCUAAAGCUCUUAUGGGCCAGUAGGGACAUCUUUAAUUACUUACAGGAAAGUCAUGAAGUACAGGAUGUUUUGAGAUGCAAUGCUUUUAUUGAUCCUUUUAAUAAUCACAGAGGUAUUUAAAUAAAUUGUUAACACUGUGGUCUAGCAUGUUUAUAAAUAGGAUCAGCCACUGGCUUUUAUUAAAACUGCCACCAAAUUUAGGACUUUACUCUGUAUUGUCGCACAUUUUAGCCUACAGUAUGAAGUCAUCUCCAGAAUUACAGACCAGACCUUAAGACUACUACCAGUAGCACACUGUGUAUGUACAAUAAAUUGUGUUUUUUCCAAGUUAUAAUGUCAGUGCAAAGUUUUUGGUGAACUCCACAUUACCAUGAAGUGCCCCACAUUGUGUUAUAAAAUAAAAUUUACCAAAAUCA